Molecule: messenger RNA, 975 nt
Organism: Lecanosticta acicola
Lineage: Eukaryota; Fungi; Ascomycota; Dothideomycetes; Mycosphaerellales; Mycosphaerellaceae
Source: the annotation of a GenBank genome assembly
AUGACCUCGUUUCUGGGGAUCCUCAACCGACUCUUGCCAUUCGCAACACCAGGAACGCCUCUCCUCCAAGACCUUGUACAUCUUGGUGUCAUCUGCGCCCUGCUUUACUUUGCUCCGCAAAUCCAAGACUGGAUCCAGAGGAGGAAUACAGCAGACCAUCAGGAGCAGACGCCAGUGCAACACGCCGAAGUGGCGCCUGAAGAUGACCAGCAUGACCCGCCGGAUCACGAGGCUCAACAAGCAGGAAACGGAGAUCAGCGCGGUUUCGAAGAAGAAGUAGAUCGCCAGGACGAGGGACCCGAUAACGAAGAUUUCCGCGAGUUUCAGCAACAACAACAACAACAGCAGCAGCAAGAAGGAGGCGACGAAGCCGGACCAGAAAAUGCCCCUGGUCAGCGGAAUGUGGGCGCCAAGAAAGCCAGAUCUCUAGCUCGCAGGGAUCAGCGACGGGCGUAUCACGAAUUCCAACGCGCGCAAGGUGAAGCGCAACGGGCUCGGGAUGCAGAAGGUGCAGCUGAGCGAGAGGCGGCACAAGCUGCGGAGAGGGAGAGAAGGCAGGCUGCGGAGGCGAAGCUCGAGGCGAAGAAGGCGAAGGAGAGGGAGGUAAAGCGCGAACGGGAGCGAAGAGAAAGAGAGGAGGAAAUCGCGAGGCGAGAGACGGCUGUUGCGAUUGUGAGGCGGGAAUUGGAGGAGCAAAGGAUGAGUAACCUGUUCGAGGUUGCUAGGUCCGUGGGUGGAGAUGCGGAUGAUGUGUGGGUUGAGAAGAUGCUCAAUGCGAGCGGCGUGCUUGGAAGGGGCGCGGAUGGCGCUUUCACAAUGGUCACGAGUACAGGCUGGGUCGUCAAGGUGACGAAAGAAGACAUGCAAAGGGUGUAUAAGAAGGCUGCGGAAAAGGGCUUGGGAGAUGGGAAUGGAAAGAUCGGCUUCGAAGAGCUGAGCGGAUUGCUUCAAGAUGUCCUCAGAGGACAUUCGUGA